Messenger RNA from Sporothrix brasiliensis 5110, 573 nucleotides. Its product is annotated as molybdopterin synthase catalytic subunit. The transcript is spliced from 2 exons. Gene Ontology annotation, cellular component: cytosol. The record is from RefSeq and is a predicted model, not a curated record. Gene Ontology annotation, biological process: Mo-molybdopterin cofactor biosynthetic process. The coding region runs from base 1 to 573 and encodes 190 amino acids. NCBI's taxonomy places the organism in Eukaryota, Fungi, Ascomycota, Sordariomycetes, Ophiostomatales, Ophiostomataceae.
AUGGCACAAGAGGCCGGGGUCCAGGACGUCUUUUCUGGCGCAGAUGCACUUGCGGCCGACGGCUGCUUCGUCGCCCUGUCAGAUGAACCAUUGGACGUGCUUUCUGUUCUGCAGCGCGUACGAAGCCCCAAAGCCGGCGCCAACGUCUUGUUUGCGGGCUCGACCCGCGACAGCUUUGGUGACCGCGCGGUGGCGACACUCCGUUACGCCUCGUACCGCCCGCGGGCGCUGCGCACAAUGCUGUCGAUUGCGCGCGACGUGUACGCGGCCCACGACCUUAUCGGCAUCGCGGUUGUGCACCGCCUGGGUCCUGUGCCGAUUGGCGAAGACAGCAUCCUGAUUGCGGUGUCGGCGGCGCACCGGCGGGCGGCGUGGCGGGCAGGUGAGGCGUGCUUGGAGCUGGCCAAGGAGCGGCUGGAGGUGUGGAAGGAGGAAGUGUUUGCGGCAGAACAGGAAGGGCAAGGAGGCAACAUGGGCCAAGGACCUGCCGAGGGCGAGAGUGUCUGGCGGGCAAACCGCGACCCGACAUCAGCAGCAUCAACCAUUGCGAAAUCAGCGUCGACAAACGCUUAG